GCUUAUGGCUUUUGAAUGGCCCUGGCAGUAUUCGUUCCCGCCUUUUUUCACUCUCCAGCCCAAUUUAGAAACUCGUAAGAAACAAUUAGAAGCCUGGUGCUCUUUAAUCCUAACGUUCUGCAAGCAGAAGAAAAUAUUUACUUUUGACGUGACAGAAGCGCAGACCAGUGAACUGUUCUGUAAUAAGUCGAUCAAUAGAAAGCUCUCAAACGAUGAUUUGAUUUUUGUGUUGGAGACGUUAAGAAAGAGAGGCAAUUUACACUGGAGGGAUAAGAAGAAAACACACUUUACUAUAAUUUGGAGGACACCUGAUCAGUGGGGAACAAUUUUGUACGAGUGGGCUCAGAGAACAGCGCGACUGAACACCGUUUGCACGAUAUUCGAACUGACCAAUGGAGUCGAGACUACAGAAGAGGAGUUCUAUGGACUAGAUGACAGUCUCAUCUUGGCUAGUUUGAAGACCCUAGAAGCGUCUCGCAAGGCGGAAAUAAUCGAUAGAGACGGAGUCAAAUUUUUCCCGUAACGGAUUUCGUCGAUUUAAAUUGUAUCUAAAUCAUAGUUUAUUUUUCUGCAUUC
Molecule: messenger RNA, 576 nt
Organism: Symsagittifera roscoffensis
Lineage: Eukaryota; Metazoa; Xenacoelomorpha; Acoela; Convolutidae
Product: vacuolar protein-sorting-associated protein 25-like
Exons: 2
Coding region: 5-523 (172 amino acids)
Biological process (GO): protein transport to vacuole involved in ubiquitin-dependent protein catabolic process via the multivesicular body sorting pathway
Cellular component (GO): ESCRT II complex
Molecular function (GO): structural molecule activity; protein homodimerization activity
Source: RefSeq, a predicted model, not a curated record